AUGCUAAAACAUUUCAAGUUCCUUGAUGGUGGUGACGGAAGUCCAGUUGAUCCCGAACCAAUUCAAGAAGAGACUAUACUCAGUGAAACCACGACCAUGGACACAACUACAGCAAAAGCUAAGGCCAUGGGUUCUGCGGUGACCGGCAAAUUUCGAUGGUCCAAAGUUUUAGAAGUUGCAACUGAUGUUGAUGUUGUUUUUUACCCUAGCUACAGACCAAACGGUGAGAUUUGGUUGAACUGGGACGACAAACAGAAGGCAUUUUAUUCCGAAGAUAAGUUCAUUCCUCAAGGAACAUACAGCGGUCAACUGGAUAUUGGUGAUAAAAGUUUCGUAGUGGAAAAUUUCGAAGUUAAAAACUACACGUUUGAAAUAGAUUUGUAUAUUAAAGAGGAUGAUAAAGCUGAUGAAGUAGACUCACAACAAACAUACACUGUAACUGAGACACACAUCACCAAUAACCAAUUAGAAAACCCUGAUCAACACCCUGACAGCAUGGAACAAGGUUAUACCUCAAAAUAUAGAGAUCCUCAACGCCAUCAGACUAUAGAAAGACAGACAUAUGUUAAUGAUAAUGGUAAAAUUCACUCUGAAUAUUCUAAAUCUUCUGGUAAUCAACUCCAUGAUGACAGAUUGUCAAGUUCCACCAGUUCCCAACCUCAAUCAGGCCAACAUGUUCCGAUUUUCAAGAAAAAUCUGUUUAAAAUGUUGUAUGGAUCACAAAGGACACCAUAUACUAAGUACAACUUGGAUGAGUGGGAAACUUCUAGAACUGGUUUAACAGACGUCACAGAUCAGUUUUACCUGGAAAAACAUCUUACAGACAAGGAGAAACCAGAGUAUGAUCCGUUUCCUGAACUACAGAAAGUUCAAGAACGUGAAGCAUCACCAAUUGAUCCAAGAAUGGUCAGCACGGUGGAGAACCAACCACAAACUAGAGAGCACAACAAAGGAUCCAUAGAGAGAAGAGACAGUCAAGAAGUCCAAAAUAGUUUGAUUCAAGAGACAAGUGAGAGGAUUUAUCAUGCUCCAUAUAAAGCUCGUCCAAUAUUAGUCAAUAGAGCAACUUCUCCUAUCCCUCAAGCUUAUAUUAGAACACCCACACCAGCUCCAGUUGAUAAUAGAUUAGCUGAGGCAGAGAGAAAAAGAUUAGAAGAUACUAUAGCUGGUUUAAGGAAACUUCUAGACACCAGGGACAAUGAUCUGCAAGAUCUACGUAGAGAAAUGUUAGAGCUACGAGAAAUUAACAGGUCAUUGAAAGAUGAAAUAGAAAGAUUAAAACUACAGGGAUCUACUGAUACUCACACAUCUGAGUAUGAAAGAAAAUUUGUACAACUGACCAAUGAAAAAGAUAUAAUGGCUACCAAAGUAAUCAGAUUAAAUGAUGAAAUACAGUUUUUAAAGAAUAAAUUAAGCAGAAACCAAAUGGAAAAUCCACCUGAUAUAAAUGCCUUAUUGAAAAAAAUUGCUGAAUUAGAGAGUGCCAAUAGAAAUUUAACAGAAAGCAAUGAGUUGAUGUCGUCUGAAUUGGGCAGAAGGGACAAGCAAAAUAACGAUACAGUUUACCAGAAUGAUAGACAUUUUAAUAAACAAGGCCAGCAUGAUGAUAGAUAUUGUCCCUAUAAAUAUAAGAUUCAUUCUACUCAUACUAACAGUGAAAUUAUCAGAACACCGGUGAAAGCAGAACAUUAUAGAUCACCAUUGCUUGGUGACCUUUACAGAUCACCAACAAGAAGUGAAAAUUACAAAUCACCGACCAGAGAUACAGGUCAUGUUACAUCAGUACAUCAGGAAAUAUAUCAUGUGCCACCUUAUGAGAAAAGUUAUGGAUCACAGGUAGAGAAAAGUUUCACAUCAGCAAUGCAGAAUGGUUACACAUCACCGAAUUAUGGUGAUCUCUAUAAAUCAAGGUACUCAGAAAAAAAUCUUUCUAAUGGUUACAAUAGAAAUGUAGAUGAAUCUAUGAGAACAGGAAGCAGGGAGUUCAUUGACGAUGGCACCAAUAGUUUACCAGGAAAUAUAGAUUUCAGUUACACCAGUCAGACACCAUAUAGAUAUAGAUCUAGAUCUGUACAGAAUUUAACAGAUUUAUCACAAACAGCAGAUACUAAUGGUUUACCAGAAUUAAAUAAAUAUUCAGCUUUUAAUGCUGGUGAUAUAGUGACAUCACAUUAUCAUAGCACUGGUGAUUAUACAGAUACACAAAGACGUCGUAUCUAUAGACCAGCAUCAGAACCUAAUUUUGAAUAUUCUAGAAUAUUUUCUAGAUAUAGAUCAACUUGUGGAGACAGAGAUAGUGGUAGGAAGUUAUUGGAUGGUAACAUCAGUGAUACACCAACUGAUACAUUAUUAACAGUUACAGAUCCUAUGGAUAGAUUAUCAUCACGAUCUAGGUCUCGAACAGAAUGGAAGCGCCGAGGUUCUGUCAGUUCUGAUGAUUCUUUAGAUGAUUUAGAUGAGGGAUAUAGCACUAUGUACAGGAAGAGGUCAAAAUCUGUGCUUGGCAGAGGUCGCUAUGAUGACGCAUUACAGACAUCACCAGUGGAAAAUGGACAUCACCAUAUAACUAUAGUGAGACCAACAGCUAGUAUGGAAGGUUUAGCACCUGUCAAUCAAAGACUAACGCCACACCCAACUAAUGCCGGUUAUAGAAGUGUAUUACCAAAACCCUUAAUAACCCAACAGAAUAAACAUUUAUAUACCUCUACCUCCAAUACUGGUACUGGUUACUUAACAAAUUCCAUCACACAGGGUAUGAGACCAUUCGCACCUAGCAGUCCAUCUGAAUUACAGACCAAUGAUAUUGUCAAGUUCUCUAGACAAGGAGGUAAAUUAAGUAUUGGUUCAGUCAGAUUUAUUGGUCAUUUGCCUGGUAGAAAUGGUGUUUAUUUAGGCGUAGAAUUAAAUAAAGAAGAAGGAAAACAUAGUGGUACAUAUAAUGAUGUAAGAUAUUUUAAAUGCAAACCUAACAAAGGAGUUUUUGUAGCCUUCAAUAAAGUUGUUAUGGCUUGGACUUCUUGAACCUGAACGAAGUAAUCUUCCAAACAUCAAACAUUUACUUGUUUUAAAACACUUCUUUUGUCAAAUGAUUUCAGAUGUAAUGAUUAGUCUACUUGUAUUAUUUAGUAGCUGUGAUAUAUAUCGGAUACUUUGUAUAUUCUCUGAACCGAUCAUUUUCAUGCGUUUGCAAUGUCUUGGAGUUAACUUUCCCUAAUUAUUUUAAGUUUUGUAUUUUUAAAGUCUUACAUUUAGUACCCCAAUUUUUUUUUUUUAAAUGGAAGAGCCAUGAGGAGACUGAUAAUUUUAGUAUUGAUUUACAAGAGGAUUUGCAUCUCAAGUGAAAAAUUUCUAGCAUUUUCUUAUCUCUCCCUUCUGGACUAGUUAGUGUUUUUUCUCAGUUAUUAAAUGUAGACUUAGGGUGUAUACGAACAAUAAGCAAUUACUGUGAUAUAUUUGUAUUAGAAUUUCCGUCCUACAUUCAUUUUAUCAAAUGGUAUUUAGUUUCCUUCCACUCCAUUUUAUUUUAGAUGAUAUUAAUGUAUUUAUUACAUCAUUUACUGUCUAAUGGUACUUUAAUAAGAUGUAUUUUUAACAUGUAUGGUUGGAAAUGUUUAGUUUUGAUAUUAUUUAUAAAGUGUUUAUAUAUC
Lottia gigantea (owl limpet) is the source of this 3647-nucleotide messenger RNA. RefSeq lists its product as hypothetical. Bases 1 to 3021 code for a protein of 1006 amino acids. The transcript has 15 exons. The record is from RefSeq and is a predicted model, not a curated record. Lineage: Eukaryota; Metazoa; Mollusca; Gastropoda; Lottiidae.